AUGCAAUCACAACGUGAUCAAGGGCAACCACAGUCUAUAUUUGGGACGAAAUCAAAAACAGACAGCGGAGACAACAACCACCAGAGUAUAUUCAAUAACGGUGGGGAAAGUCGUGUAAUGGUACAGGCGGGAGUACAGCAUGUAAACGGACAUAUCUUCAAUAUUAAUUCCGGCAGGGCCGCGGCAAAGAAAAAGGAGGAAGUUAACUACAAUGUUCCUCUCAGCUUCCCCUUCCCUAGAAAUCGCAAUUUCACUGGCAGGGAUGCAGAAUUGGAGGCCAUUGAUGGAUAUUUCUCAGAAUCAACCGGUAGUGGUGUUUCUAUCUAUGCGAUCAUAGGCACUGGUGGGAUGGGCAAAACUCAGAUUGCUCUUGAAUACGGCUAUACCCGCUACGAGAAAACCCAGUUUACUGCGGUCUUCUGGAUAUCAGCUAUGACCGAAGAAACCAUCCAAACUUCAUUGGUGAAUAUCAUGCAGCAGAUCGUUGAUAAAAAGGCGAGGGAAUAUUUGCCCAAUCCCCCCAGCUAUACGUCUAUCGCAGCAAAUCUUAAAAUUUCGCAGAUGAUGGACGGAAAUGGUAGAAUUAGCAGUGGUUCUGACGCAGGAGCCAUCAAAUAUGCUUUCUUCAGUUGGCUCAAGUUAUCAGGGAACGACAAGUGGUUAUUGAUCUUCGACAAUGCAGAUGAUCUUAACGUUCCAAUCGACGACUACUUUCCGAAUGAAGCUGGACACAUCUUAAUAACAAGCCGUCGACCAGAGUUCUCCGACUACGGGGAACAAAUGGAAAUUGGUGGUUUAGACAGAGAAAACGCACUUCGUCUUUUGCUGUGCCUAGCACGACGAAACGCUACCGAAAGCGAUAUCGAGAGUGCUACAGAAAUCAUCGAGAAAGUGGGUUUUAUGCCGCUAGCGAUUACUCAUGCUGGUUGUUUUAUACGACAACUGAAUAUUCCCAUCUGCCAUUACCUACAAUACUACGAGCGAACCUUUAAAGAAGCACAAUCUAGAAAAUCAAGAAUCGGAUGGGCCUAUCGCAAAGACACAUCGAUGACAACUUGGGAAGUCUCCUUUUUGGAAGUUGAAAAACAAAACAAGGAAGCAGCUUCUAUCCUGCUUACUUGUGGAUAUUUGAACCCAGCCGAGAUCUCCGAAGAUUACUGGCAAGAUAAGCAACAACUGAACACGAAAAGUCAAACUCAAGAGAAAAAUAAAUUCUCGAUUCUCGCCUCAUAUUCACUUAUAAGUCGAGGCCAGCCAGGAACGUUCUCUGUCCAUCCCGUUGUACAUAGCUGGGCGAGGGAACGCGGGGACGACUCAGAUCGUUUACGGGCAAUAGGGAAUGCUCUUAGAAUCUUUGGUCGGAAACUUCGAACCAGAGGAAGACCGGACUGGAGCCAACGGGAUGGACAAGAAGAAAGGAGAAUCUCGGCACACAUAGACGUCUUUCUGAAGCACUCAGAACAUUACAGUUUCAACGAGAUUUUUGAGAAAAAUGACGAUAUUUCUAUAGGUGAUGUUCUCGGUGCUUUUAACAAAAUAGCACUCAGAAUGUCCGUUGUGGGGAAAUUCUCCGAAGCUACUAAGAUAUAUCGAAAGACCCUAGUUUGCUAUGGAAAAGCAUUCGGGGAAAGACAUAUCGACACUCUCAACACCGCUUCUAGCUUAGCAGGUUGCCUUGCUAGUGAAGGCCGGUACGAUGAAGCUCUCCCAGAACUCCAAAAAACCUUGAUCAGCAAAAAUAUGGCUUUGGGCGAAGAUCAUUUAUCAACUAAUGAAACAAAAUGCCAGAUAGCAGAUUGUUUGAGAAUGGGGGGCAAACUCGACGAAGCUCUCACAAUAUAUCAAGAAGUUCUGGACUUUCAAGAAAGAAAAUCAGGUAAAAAUGAUUUGGUUACUAUAGAAAUCGCUCAUAGAAUAGCAACGACUUUCUACAAACAAAACAGAUUUGACGAAGCUCUUGAAGCUUAUCAACAGGUUUUGAUCAGUUUCAAAAAAUUUCUGAGCGAAGAUCACCCGUUUAUUCUCGCAACACUUAAUAAUAUGGCAAUAGUUUUGGUUGAUCAAAGCAAAUUUGACGAAGGUUUGAAAAUUUAUCAAGAAUGCAUUAUUGCUCAUGAAAAGUCCUUAGGCAAAGAUCAUCCUUCUACUCUUGCAACGGUUUGUAAUAUGGGAAGGGGUUUUUUUCGUCAGGGCAGACUUGAUGAAGCCUUGAAACUUUAUCAAGAAUGCAUAAUUGCUAAAGAAAGGGCUCUAGGUGAAGAUCACCCGUGGGUCCUUGAUACGGUUGAAGGUAUGGCGGAAAUAUUUUUUUGUCAAGGCCAAUAUUGCAAGGCUUUAGAGCAUUAUCAAAGACUUCUGGUCGGUCGAAAAAGGAUUUUAAGUGAGGACGAUCCCAAAAUUCUGAAAACAAUUCAUAAAAUAGGAACUACUCUUUAUAGGCAGGGCAAGCUCGAUGAAGCUCUUCAACAACUACACAUAGCUGCAGUGGGCAAAGAAAGAGUCUUGGGCCGAGACCACCCGUCAACCCUCUCCACACUUAGGAAUAUAGCACUUAUCUCCCGAAAGAUAGCAAAAAAGUCACCACCAUGUAUAUAA
Molecule: messenger RNA, 2595 nt
Organism: Orbilia oligospora ATCC 24927
Lineage: Eukaryota; Fungi; Ascomycota; Orbiliomycetes; Orbiliales; Orbiliaceae
Exons: 3
Coding region: 1-2595 (864 amino acids)
Molecular function (GO): protein binding; ADP binding
Source: RefSeq, a predicted model, not a curated record